GUAAAGUCAGCACCAAGCUGGCUGGCUGGUUCCACAGACAAAACAAUCUUCUUUCCAGGUCCCCAAUCUCGAUCGAUCCAUUAAGCUCGGCAAGUUUCUCAACUUCAGCUCCUGCCUUUGAUCAGUUUCCUCUUUUUUUGGGACGUGUCCUCCUCCUCUGAGUAUUAACAAGAUGCAGCUUGAUGGUGGUCCUGGAAAAGUCGUUAUCACGCACAUCCUCGCCGCCUCCUUCUUCGGAUUCAUAGCAGCCGCGGCCGCACAAUACUACCGGCAGAGGUCUAGGCCAGCCAGAGACAAAAAAAUUAUUCCACGGCUAGAAAGGACAGAAUCCGGCCGUGUCGGAAAGCUCGAGAGAUUCUCCCAUUAUGUUGCUCGGCAAAUGGGAUUUUCAGAUGCAAAUGAAUGUCCCCAACUAUGCAAGUUGGCUUACGAUUAUUUGAAAAAACCCAAAGAGUGCGAGGAGAGAAUCUAUGCAUUUUUCGCGAAUGAACCAGACGCUGAGUCCCUCUACGUGAAGUUGAUUGAGGAGUUUGAGAAAUGCAUCCUCAGCUAUUUUGCAUUCCAUUGGGGUCAUGCUUCUUUUAUGAUUGGUCAGGUUUUGAGCAGCGAAUCCGGCCAAAAAACAAAGCUCAAAGACAUGAUCUUGGCUGUAACAAGGAAACAAAGAGUUGAAAGGGUGACUAAGGAUUUGAAGGUGACAAGGGUGUUCAAUACAUUGGUGGAAGAGAUGAAAGCAAUCUGCAGUGCAUCUAAGGGUACUACUGAUGAAUCAAAAUGUACAGAGGUUAUGGUGCCAGUGGCCCACAGCGAGAGGAGUCCGGUGCUGCUUCUCAUGGGUGGUGGCAUGGGUGCUGGCAAGAGCACUGUCCUUAAAGACAUUCUUAAAGGACCAUUCUGGUCAGAAGCAGAGGCAAGUGCCGUGGUAGUAGAGGCAGAUGCUUUCAAAGAGACCGACGUUAUCUACAGGGCCCUUAGCUCUAGAGGCCAUCACACUGACAUGCUUCAAACCGCUGAACUGGUGCACCAAUCUUCCACCGAUGCUGCCUCAUCACUGCUAGUAACUGCACUGAACGAAGGACGGGAUGUUAUAAUGGAUGGCACUCUGUCAUGGGAGCCCUUCGUUGAGCAGACCAUUGCUAUGGCUCGUAAUGUACACAAAUGCCGCUACCGCAUGGGGAUAGGCUACCAGGUGGCCGACGAUGGCACCAUUACUGAAAAUUACUGGGAGCAGGUAGAAGAAGGAGAAGAAGAAGAGGAAGAACAACCAAAACAAAAUGGAAGAGCCACCGUUAGAAAACCUUACAGAAUAGAGUUGGUUGGUGUGGUUUGUGAUGCUUAUUUAGCUGUUGCCAGGGGCAUCAGGAGAGCUAUAAUAAUGGGAAGGGCAGUGAGGGUUAAUUCACAGUUGAAGUCCCACAAGAGAUUUGCGAGUGCGUUUCCAAGAUACUGUCAACUUGUCGAUAAUGCCAGACUCUAUUGCACCAAUGCUGUGACUGGUCCACCCAGGUUGAUAGCACGGAAAGAUGGAGAGGACAGGCUGCUGGUCGAUACAGAGGAAAUCAAAUGUUUGACAGAAGUAAGCAGUUUGAAUGCUGAAGCAGAAUCCAUAUACGAACUUUACGCGCACCCGAGCCCAAUAUUCGAGCCUGGUUCCAUUUGGAAAGACAUUGUUUUGUCCCCUUCGAGACCUAGCCUUCAGUUGGAGCUAAGGGCCCGUAUUCUUAAAAAUGAAAAUGCAAAAGGAAUAAUAUAAUCCAUUCUCUUGCUUUGAAUAUUUUGCAAUGUUUUGCCUUUUGAGGAUUAAUGUGGGAAGAAGGUAGAUUGAAUUAUGGGAACUGAAACUUUGUGUUUAUUGAUGGAAUUAAGCUGGAGUUUUGUGAAUAUAUCCAUGCAAUGGAGCUUUGAUCUUCAAUCUAA
This is a messenger RNA of Juglans microcarpa x Juglans regia, 1917 nucleotides long. Its product is annotated as calmodulin calcium-dependent NAD kinase-like. Gene Ontology annotation, molecular function: ATP binding; kinase activity. NCBI's taxonomy places the organism in Eukaryota, Viridiplantae, Streptophyta, Magnoliopsida, Fagales, Juglandaceae. The transcript has 9 exons. The record is from RefSeq and is a predicted model, not a curated record. The coding region runs from base 173 to 1753 and encodes 526 amino acids.